UCUCACUCAAGCAAGACCUACCCAACCUUCUACGCAAAACUGACGCUGACACCCCCAACCUUCCAAAGCACUCAGUACUCAGCACUCAGCACUCAGCACUCUUACACUGCCACAUUCCAACUUCGAACAAGAUGGCUCCCUUCCACUUCGGCGCACUGGUCUACAACUACCAAGCCAUUGACGUGAUUGGACCUUUCGACCUCCUCAACUCGAGCGGCAAGGCCCUCUUGAGUGCGCUGAGACUCUACACGCCGGCUAUCGAUGAGAAGCUACUCUCGCACGCGCCGGAAUUUAUAUUCCACCAUAUCGGCGAAACUCUCGAGCCCGUCCACCUCCUGUCCAGCUCCAUCACCAUCGUGCCCACCACAACGCUGGAGGACUGUCCAGAGCUGGACGCCCUCUUGAUCGGUGGGCCCGACAUAGCCCACUUCGAGCUCUCGCCCAAAUAUGCCGACUUCAUCCGCCGACACGUCGCGGCCGGGAAAUUGAUCUUCUCAACUUGCACGGGGUCCGGCGUGCUGGCAUCGACCGGUGUCUUGGACGGCAAGGCCGCCACGAUCAACAAUUUCGAAUACGCUUACACCGUGAGAGCAUAUCCCAAGGUCAACUGGACCAAAGACAAAAAGUGGGUUGUCGACGGGAACAUCUGGACGGGGAGCGGUGCAGUGGCAGGUAUGGACAUGUUUGCGCACUGGAUCAAGGAGAAUUACGGGCUGGACGUGCUUACGCUGGGUGCAGCAGGGCUGGAUCAUGAGCCCAGGGACAUAGAUGGUGCGUUUGAUACGGUGUUGAAGCAGAGGUAUGAUGCUAGCGGGAAGAGGUUGCCAGCGCAUGUUUUCCGCAGUCACUAGUGACAACCUCAACGCCCAACCGGAUAUACAGUAUGUAUACUAGUAUCUGGGCAGCGACAGAGACGACACAUGGCCUGGAAUCAAUUUGAACGAGAGACCGAAGUCAAUAAACACAAGUUGCCCUAACC
This is a messenger RNA of Exophiala xenobiotica, 979 nucleotides long. RefSeq lists its product as uncharacterized. Lineage: Eukaryota; Fungi; Ascomycota; Eurotiomycetes; Chaetothyriales; Herpotrichiellaceae. The coding region runs from base 132 to 851 and encodes 239 amino acids. The transcript has a single exon. The record is from RefSeq and is a predicted model, not a curated record.